Pelobates fuscus (common spadefoot toad) is the source of this 3593-nucleotide messenger RNA. It is a transcript of the gene NOX5, whose product is annotated as NADPH oxidase 5. Gene Ontology annotation, molecular function: superoxide-generating NAD(P)H oxidase activity; calcium ion binding. Gene Ontology annotation, biological process: defense response; superoxide anion generation. The record is from RefSeq and is a predicted model, not a curated record. The coding region runs from base 1 to 2304 and encodes 767 amino acids. Gene Ontology annotation, cellular component: plasma membrane; NADPH oxidase complex. NCBI's taxonomy places the organism in Eukaryota, Metazoa, Chordata, Amphibia, Anura, Pelobatidae. The transcript has 16 exons.
AUGAGCUCAGAGGAAGACUCUAAGUGGCUGGAGUGGAUGACUAAGCAGUUUGAAACCAUUGCUGGAAAAGACAAGGAAAUUGACCUUGACGAAUUCAAAACAGCACUAAAAGUAAAAGAGUCCUUUUUUGCAGAGCGUUUCUUCUCCCUGUUCGAUUCAGAUGGGAGUGGGUCGAUCAGUCUGGACGAAUUACUGAAGGCCCUCAAUCUCCUAAUACAUGGAAAUGAAACAGAUAAACUGAGAUUCCUGUUCCAGGUCUAUGAUGUAGAUGGUAGUGGCUCAAUUGAUCCAGAUGAGCUCCGCACAGUGCUUAAAUCCUGCCUGCUUGAGAACGCAAUCUCAUUGCCCGAAGAGAAACUUGAUGAUCUCACCUUAGUACUCUUCCAAUCAGCCGACAAGGACAGCAGUGGAUCCAUUACUUUCCAGGAGCUGAAGGAGGAACUAGAACGAUUCCCAGAAGUCAUGGAGAACUUAACAAUCAGUGCUGCUAACUGGCUGAAACCUCCUACAGUAGAAAGGAAGAGCCAUACACCUCGUUAUUUAACGCCGACCUACUGGCACAAUAAUCGCAGUAAGCUACUCUUCAUGUGCUCAUAUUGGUGCGUGAAUAUCCUGCUUUUCACACUCAAUGCAGUUGGCCAUGCCAGCCUUGGUCCGUUGAUCAUGAUUGCCAAGGGCUGCGGUCAAUGUCUGAACUUCAACUGCACUUUCAUCGUGGUGCUGAUGCUUCGUCGCUGUCUGACAUGGUUGCGUGCUACAUGUGCAGUGCGUUUUCUACCACUGGAUCAGAAUGUUUACCUGCAUGAGCUAGUUGGAUACAAUAUCUUUGUCCAGACGGUUAUUCACACUGCCGCUCAUGUUAUAAAUUUUAUAAAACUGGCUGUAAAUUUGAAGAUAUACACUUUUUGGCAGUAUCUUUUGACCAUGGAGCCAGGUAUCGGUUGGAUUUAUGGCACUGCCUCUCUCACUGGAAUUAUCUUGCAGUUUCUCAUCUGUCUGACUCUGGCCUGUUCCAGUUCCUUCGUCAGGAAGGGUGGGCACUUUGAGAUAUUCUACUGGACCCAUUUAUCCUACAUUUGGAUUUGGAUUCUGCUGUUUCUGCAUACACCAAAAUUCUGGAAGUGGUUCUUGGUCCCUGGACUCUUGUUCCUGCUGGAGAAACUGUUUGGCGUGGCUGUUUCACGUAUUGGAGGGCUGUACAUUGUAGAGGUGAACCUGCUCCCCUCCAAGGUGACACAUCUUGUUAUUAAGAGACCGCCAUCUUUCCAAUACAAGCCUGGCGACUUCAUCUACUUAAACAUACCAGCCAUUGCCAAGUAUGAGUGGCACCCAUUCACCAUCAGCAGUGCCCCAGAGCAGGAAGAUACAUUCUGGCUUCACAUCCGAUCACUUGGCCAAUGGACUAAUAGCUUGUAUGAAUACAUCAGUAAAACAGAGUUUGUAAAGAGUCAGAAUGAUAAACGACUGACCCGGAAUCUGAAGAAGAGCAGAUAUCAGAGCCAGUCUCUUUUGAAAUCACCCUGUUCCUCUGGAGGAAUUGCUUCUAAUGCAGAUGAUCUUAUUGAAUUGACCUCCUACCGACCAUGUAAAAAUGCAGUGGGGGAGGAUGUCCGCGUCAGUUUGGAUGUAGCUGGUUCACAAGUUCGUGAGAUUUCCUUCAAGGUUGGUGAAAAUCACCGGCUGUGUAAUAUAAAAUGCUACGUUGAUGGACCAUAUGGGACACCAACUCGUCAGAUCUUCGCAUCAGAACAUGCUGUGCUGAUUGGAGCAGGGAUUGGAAUCACACCAUUUGCCUCCAUAUUGCAGAGCAUCAUGUACAGAUAUCGGAUGAGAAAACAGAAUUGUCCCAAUUGCAAAUACUCAUGGUGUGAAAAUGUGAAAGACAAUGAAAUGAAUCUGAGGAAGGUAGACUUUAUCUGGAUAAAUCGGGACCAAAAGUAUUUUGAAUGGUUUGUGAGUCUCCUAACCAAGCUCGAGAUGGAUCAAGCUGAUGAAGAGCCACAGGGUUGUUUCCUAGAGAUGCAUAUGUACAUGACAUCAGCUCUCUGCAAGAAUGACAUGAAGGCCAUUGGACUGCAAAUGGCCCUUGACCUACUGGCACAGAAAGAGAAGAAAGAUUCCAUUACUGGCUUGAGGACCAGGACACAGCCUGGAAGACCAGACUGGCACAAGGUGUUCCAAAAAAUUGAGCAAGAAAAAAAGGGCAAAGUACAGGUGUUCUUCUGUGGGUCUCCAUCAUUGGCCAAAGUAAUCAAAGCUCAAUGUGAGCAGUUCAACUUCAAAUUUUUCAAGGAACAUUUCUAAUAAUAUAUUUACAUUUUUUUAAAUGUAUAGUAUAUGAAAGAUUAUUUCACAACUACACCUAGAUGUGCAAAACUGAAAAAGCAUGGCAUAAAAUGCCUUAUUUGCUUCCUUGGUUACACAAACAUUAUACUUAAAUUGCCAUUCUAACCAACACUCUAACCAACAGCUUAGUUUAGUGAUUUUCUUGCAGUGGGCCCCAGCUUGUCGUUUGAAAAAUAAGGGCUUCUGCAGUUUGAAAAAUAAGGGCUUCUUCCCAGAACACUGAAACUGCCCCGUCCUCAGCCAACUUGUUAAUGUGAAAUUACACUACCCCAUUAUUAAAGGAAAGCACCAGCCUGAUAGCAAACUAUCCCAAUGUAGUUUUUAUGGUAGCAGGAGUGUCUGGACUCUGUCUUACCUUCACGGGCUAAAAUGUUUUCCAACUGUUUACCCAAAGUUGGUAUCCCACUGCCCAAAACCUCUGCCAUCUCUUUUCUAUCCUCUUAGUGGCUACUAUGAACAAGAAGGUUUGCCAGGUGGCUGGUGAUAGGCUGAGAGUGUCAGUUGACAAUCUCAGCCUAUUAAGGUUAGCCCAUUGAGGGUAAUAGUACGUACUAUUACUACGUACUAUUACUCUCCAUAGUAUUGAAGUUACUUAUGGGAUUGGGAAUGUUCCACUCAAAACAGAGCAGUUAUAAAUUGAGAACGCUGGGCUAAUCCAUAUCGAGAAAAUGAGUUGCAGUAGUUAUUUUGCUUAGACUGUCCCUUUAAUUCUUGUCACAUCAAAUUAUCUAUCACGGUACUGCAAGGCAUUGUUACAAAAUUAGAUGGACAAGUGACUCCAGUAUGAACAGCGAGAAAAAAAUAUUACAAAAACUAUGAAAACAUUAUAUGAAAUUUGCAUAACCGCCAAGUAGCAGAACGCAAUCACAUAUUUAAUAUUCUGUCCAACUUACAUUUCAACCAUAUCAUUAAAAAGGACCAUGCUAAAACUGCUUUGCAUACUAAUGUUUCAUUUAUUCGCCCACAGACCUCUUUACAGUCACUCCUUAAAGAACAGAUUUUCUUGUCAGAGACUGAUGAUUUUAAGUACCCAACUUACUGCUGUCAGUUGACUUCAUGUAUUCAUAUAAUUUAUUCAGAAUAUGUAAGAAAAAAUUGCAGAUAAAAGCUGAUCUUUCAACGAUUGCCUGAAAAUCUAGAGUUGCAUUGCUGCAAGUACAUCUAACUUUCUAGUUACAAACUCAAGAGCCAGCCGAUUGUUCUCUCCUGUAAAUGAAGAAGAGAAAGUCUGCGUACUCUGAAAAGUG